GACUGUUGCCUUGACAUCUCCCUCAGUGCUGCCACUGUACUGGAUUUUAAACGGGGGUGAAAGACAGUUGUUGCUUUAUUUAACUUGGACCAUCCCGGCUGAUCUGAAGGGGAAGGCAUUUUCCAGUGGGUGACAGACAGCACCAUGGCCCACCUCAGAGCUGUUGAGAGGCAGCAGCACUUUCCUAAGGUUCUGCCCUUUAUUAGCUGUGUGAACUUGGUGCACUUAUUCCAGCUGGACAUCACCGUGAAACAGGGACGGGAUAAAGUCCGAGAAAUGUUCAUGAAGAAUGCUCAUGUCACAGACCCCAGAGUAGUUGAUCUCCUGGUCAUUAAGGGAAAGAUGGAGCUCCAGGAAACCAUCCAUGUGUGGAAGCAGCGGACACACAUUAUGCGGUUCUUCCAUGAAACAGAAACACCGAGGCCAAAGGACUUCCUGUCCAAGUUCUAUGUUGGGCAUGACCCAUGAGGUCACCCAAUGGGAAGGUGCAUGUUAAUAUUUAAUUAUUUUAGAGUACAAAUAAACUCAUUAUUUGAUGGUUGCUUUGUGAUAAACUUGCACUGGUGAACCCA
Molecule: messenger RNA, 572 nt
Organism: Cricetulus griseus (Chinese hamster)
Lineage: Eukaryota; Metazoa; Chordata; Mammalia; Rodentia; Cricetidae
Source: RefSeq, a predicted model, not a curated record